AGAUAAUGUUCGAAUGGCAAAAAGGUGUAUAAAACCCCCUCGGUUUGUUGAAGUUCUCAAAGCUGACAUGACGCCCUCAGGAAAAUAUGUUAUUGAGGUAGACAUUGAGCCAUCCUCCAUUGUCUGUCAAGACCUCUAUUUUAAGACAUUUGAUGUGGUCGUAGAUGAACAAGCUAAGAAGAAGAAAGGUGGCGAGUCUUUCUUCAUAAGAGACGGCAGCAGCAGCAAGCAGGUGGAUUAUGACACAUACAUCGCUAACAAUCCAGGCUUGUCCCAGGAGAGGAAGGAGGCUGAAGAAAAGCAUCUCUCUGUUGUCAAAGUCCAUGCACAUGGCUCUGCGUUGGGGGCGAUGAUAACAGGAGGGACACAUUCUAUGGACAGGCCUAAUUUUACUUCGUACAUUGUGGUGGCUAACAAGUCUCAUCCUGUUCAGCUGGACAACCUGGAUUUCCUUCCUUGCAUGAAUCUUACGGCUGUUUUGGAUUUUGAUCCACAGUCUGCUGAGAAUGGCUUGAAUAAGCUUAUCAAAGAGAGAAAAAUGAAGAUAAACGAUCAUUUACCUGCUCAGUAUACAGUGACAAGUACGGUUAAAGACACCGUAUGCAGCUUAAGUCUGACUAAAAGCACAAGCUGGGUUUUCUGUAACGGAGGCAUUAAUGGGGAAACUCCCUCCGAUGAUGAUAACUGGCUGACUGAGAAAGGACACUCUGUGCGUCAUGUAGUCUCUUUCCUGUGCCAAAGCGUUCUCCCUCGCAAGGAAAUUUCUUGUCAUAUUCUUGUUACUAAAUCAGGUGAGCAAAGCCAGCGACCCCUUGUUUCAGACCUUCGGUAUGUUUCUACAGGAGCUUCAGGGACAAAACCAAAUCUUGUGCAUCAGUGACAAUGAAACAUCACACACCUACUGGAAUGACCUUGUCAGGCAGCGACAUCGAUGGGACGUAUCAAAAUGCAUUUAUGAGCUAAGUUUUGCUGAAAUCAAUGGCACCAUCCUAAGUCAGUGCUCAGAGCUACGCAAGUUAGUACG
This is a messenger RNA of Puntigrus tetrazona (Sumatra barb), 1024 nucleotides long. RefSeq names its product sterile alpha motif domain-containing protein 9-like. Bases 14 to 880 code for a protein of 288 amino acids. The transcript has a single exon. Gene Ontology annotation, cellular component: cytoplasm. The record is from RefSeq and is a predicted model, not a curated record. NCBI's taxonomy places the organism in Eukaryota, Metazoa, Chordata, Actinopteri, Cypriniformes, Cyprinidae.